Molecule: messenger RNA, 1290 nt
Organism: Dioscorea cayenensis subsp. rotundata (Guinea yam)
Lineage: Eukaryota; Viridiplantae; Streptophyta; Magnoliopsida; Dioscoreales; Dioscoreaceae
Product: ribosomal protein L11 methyltransferase
Exons: 7
Coding region: 5-1270 (421 amino acids)
Biological process (GO): peptidyl-lysine trimethylation
Cellular component (GO): mitochondrion
Molecular function (GO): protein-lysine N-methyltransferase activity
Source: RefSeq, a predicted model, not a curated record
CGAAAUGCGUGAAUCUCAAAGCACAGCAUCACUCUCGUUUGCGGGCGAACUGGAUGAAGGACUAAACGGCUCCACGAUGUUUUCGCGGCUUCACGUCCAUCUUCUCCGGCGAUUCCCCUUGCUGAUCCUCGCCGGAGAAGCUCUCGCUCCCGCCACCAGUAGCCUCGGCAACCGACCCUCGCCUCUCUCCCCACAUCCCAUACCAACAGCUGGAUGCAAUGGAACUAGCUUCAGUCUCUAUUCUCCACUCUCAUUUCGGCUAGCGAUUCACAAGAGAGGCUUAUGCUUUCCAGCGAUAGCUACAAUGGAAACCGGCGAUGGUGCCCCAUCCUCGUCCUACCUUUCUGUUCUUAUCCAUUGCCCCAAAGACGAUGCUGUUGUACUCUCUGAAGCAUUGCUGUGCUUUGGUGCGUGUUCUGCUAGUGUGGACGAGUUCAGCAGUCAUGAUGAGCUUGAUGAGAUAUGUAUCACUUCAAUAUUUAUGGAUGGUCAAGAUGUUCAUACAUGCAUCUCGCAAGCAGUGAAUUCUGUUGGUUUAAAGUAUAUGCCAAUUUAUGAUGUCACAAAGGGCGAGCAGUGUGAUUGGGCAACAAGCAUACAGGAAAAUUUUCAACCUAUUGAGGUGGCUGAUGGUCUCUGGAUUGUGCCUAGCUGGAUAACUCCCCCAAUGUUAGAAGCAACAAAUAUAAUCCUUAAUCCCGGAUUGUCGUUUGGGACAGGGGAACAUCCCACAACAAAGUUGUGUUUGUUGCUCUUAAAACAUUCAAUAAAAGGAGGAGAAUAUUUCUUGGAUUAUGGCACAGGCUCUGGAGUUUUGGGAAUUGCUGCCGUGAAGAUGGGUGUAGUAUCGUCUGUUGGAAUAGAUAUAGACCCACAAGCAGUGACCUCUGCACUCCAAAAUAUGGCCUUAAAUGAGAUAAGCUCAAAUAGAAUGUCUGUUCACUUGGUUCCUAACAAUGUCAACUCCCUCCCAGCUGAUGAAACAACCAGUGAUGAUCAAGCCUCUUAUAGCUUGGAGUUUGGUAAUGAGAAAGGGAAGUUUGACAUUGUCAUUGCAAACAUACUUCUGAAUCCUUUGGUUGAAUUAGCAGACCAUAUUCUUGGAUUUGGAAAGACUGGAGCAGUCAUUGGCCUCUCAGGAAUUUUAUCCGAGCAGGUGCAACAAGUGAAAGAACGGUAUUCAGAGUAUUUACAUGACAUAUCAGUCUCUGAAAUGGAUGGUUGGGCUUGUCUCCAUGGCAUUAAAAAGGAGAUAACAAAGGAAAAAUGAUGCAAAAGGUACAACAAUGU